AUGGUAAGCGCUCCUGGUAAGUCUAGAAUUUCUGUGGGAGUCAGAGUUGUCCUAGUUUCCCCAGAGAAGCAUGUGAUGCCUCGAGCCUACUCAUUGAUUGGGAAAUGUUCCAACAAUGUAGCCGAAUACAACAUGCUGCUUAUGGGACUUAGUUUUGUCGAAGAGCUGGGUGUCGAAUAUCUCAAAGCUUUUGGUGAUUCCCAACUAAUAAUCAACCAAAUACGUGGAGAGUACAAAGUCAGAAACCAGAGCCUGUUUCCAUACCACAAGGCGGACGUCGAGAUGACAUACUCUUUUGAAGGAUUUUUCAUUGAGUACAUCCCGCGUAUCCAAAAUGUAUAUGCAGAUGCACUGAUACCCCCCAGAAAGAAAUCCCGAGCAAGUUCAUCAUCUUCUGAUCCAUCUGAUACCGAUUAG
Molecule: messenger RNA, 417 nt
Organism: Asparagus officinalis (garden asparagus)
Lineage: Eukaryota; Viridiplantae; Streptophyta; Magnoliopsida; Asparagales; Asparagaceae
Exons: 2
Coding region: 1-417 (138 amino acids)
Molecular function (GO): RNA-DNA hybrid ribonuclease activity; nucleic acid binding
Source: RefSeq, a predicted model, not a curated record